This is a messenger RNA of Podarcis raffonei (Aeolian wall lizard), 927 nucleotides long. Its product is annotated as taste receptor type 2 member 7-like. Bases 1 to 927 code for a protein of 308 amino acids. The transcript has a single exon. The record is from RefSeq and is a predicted model, not a curated record. Gene Ontology annotation, cellular component: membrane. Lineage: Eukaryota; Metazoa; Chordata; Lepidosauria; Squamata; Lacertidae. Gene Ontology annotation, biological process: sensory perception of taste; G protein-coupled receptor signaling pathway; detection of chemical stimulus involved in sensory perception of bitter taste. Gene Ontology annotation, molecular function: bitter taste receptor activity; G protein-coupled receptor activity.
AUGGGCAUAACUACUCCACUUGCUAUCUCUUUGCAGACCAUUCUAGCAAUUGAGUCCGCUGUUGCCUUUUUAGGAAAUGGAUUUAUCCUAGUUGUGAAUGGGCACCGAUGGCUCCAAAACAGGAAGAUGGCCCCUUGCGACUUUCUCUUGACCAGUUUGAGCACCUCCAGAAUUAUGUUGCAGCUGACCAUGCUGACAAAUAAAAUUCUGUACUGCAACUCUGCAGAGAGCGAUAUGCGUGCAUAUGGACGAGAUAUUGGCACAUUUCUCUGGAUAUCUCUCAGCAACGUCAGCCUCUGGUGUGCCGCAUGGCUCAAUGUCCUCUACUGUGUGAAGGUCACCAACUUCCCCCAUCGCCUGUUCCUCUGGCUGAAGCUAAGGAUCGAUGUACUUGCACCCAGACUGCUUGGAAUGGUGAUAAUAACUCUCAUGCUCUUCUCUGUUCCUCCAACCAUUCUUUAUUUUGAAAACAAGAAGCCCUGCAAUCUCUCUGGAACUCUGACAAGGAAUGCCAGUCUCAGCAAAGUUUGCCAAAAACCAUUCUUCAUCUUUAGAACUCUCCAGUUAUGUUCUUUAUGCAUGAAUUUCAUUCUCAGUGUAACGGCAUCCAUGGUUUUGCUCAUCUCUCUUUCGAGGCACAGAAGGAAUCUCAGAAAGAGUGGCGCUGUCAUUAAGGACCUCAGCACUCAGGUCUAUCUCAAUGUCAUGAAGUCUUUUUUGUUCUCUCUGCUCGUUGACAUGACGUACUUUCCUGCUUUAAUCAUUCCUGUAGGCGAUUUUUUCAGGUAUGGCACAUAUGGCAAUUUAGGUUUUGUGAUAAUGCUGUCUGCAAUCCCUUCAGCACAUACCAUAAUCUUAAUAUUGUCCAAUCCCAAACUGAAAGAAAUCUUAUUGCGCAUACUAAACAUCAGACGUGUGGCUUCAUAA